This is a messenger RNA of Ziziphus jujuba (common jujube), 2102 nucleotides long. RefSeq names its product DNA repair protein recA homolog 2, mitochondrial. Bases 333 to 1550 code for a protein of 405 amino acids. The transcript has 8 exons. Lineage: Eukaryota; Viridiplantae; Streptophyta; Magnoliopsida; Rosales; Rhamnaceae. Gene Ontology annotation, biological process: DNA repair. Gene Ontology annotation, molecular function: ATP-dependent DNA damage sensor activity; single-stranded DNA binding; ATP binding. The record is from RefSeq and is a predicted model, not a curated record.
AACACACGUGUGGGGGAGCAGUAACAGUGAAACAUGGGAAACAGAAAACGACGACGUGGGAGACAAAAAUAUUAUAUUAUAUGUUGGUCAGAGAGGCAGAGAUGGCGGAAAUGGCGGUUUCUGUGUAGGAAAUUCAAAAACCCUAAACGGAGUAACAGCAGAGGAGAACGGAAGGGAAGAGGUUUGGGGGGACAAUAUAUUAUCUGCCCAGUCCGAGAAACCGAGUUGUUGGCUGAAAUGGCGGCUGUCAUGUCCGUGUUGAAAAUUAAAAAACCCUAAAACGAAUAAGCAGUUUUGAAUUCACAAUUUGUUAACGUUGUGAAGAGAAAAACAUGAAAUUUUGGCUAAGACCUCCAUUUGCUGUUAGUCAGCGUCUUCGUCAUUGUCUGUUCCAAGGACCUCCACUUUCCUCUCUGCUUUGCUCCUCCUUAUGCCAGAAAGGAAGACAACGUGCAAUCACCUUUUUUGGUAAGAACACCCAUUGUUUUUCUUCCAUAGUUGAAGUUUCAGAAUUUGAACAUGACGGCCUCCAUGAUGAUGCCAGAGCAACAGAGAAAGAUACUGCAUUACGCUUGGCUCUUUCUCAGCUUGCCAGUGAAUUUGGUGGAGAUUCUAUGUUGUCUUUGCAGCGUUUUUUUGGCUUCCGACGUGCACCUGUGAUAUCUACUGGAUCAUUAAAGCUUGAUCUGGCUCUUGGAAUUGGAGGAUUACCAAGAGGAAGAGUUAUUGAAAUUUAUGGGCAAGAAGCAUCUGGCAAGACUACACUUGCACUUCACAUCAUUAAGGAAGCUCAAAAGCUUGGAGGAUAUUGUGCAUAUUUUGAUGUAGAGAAUGCAAUGGAUCCUUCACUUGCUGAAUCAAUGGGUGUAAACACUGAAAAUCUUCUUCUUUCACGGCCCAGUUCUGCUGAAAAGUUGCUCUGUGCAGUCAAUACUCUGACUAAGAGUGGAUCUGUAGAUGUAAUUGUGAUUGAUAGUGUAGCUGCACUUGUUCCUGAAUGUGAGCUGGAUGUUUUAAUUGAUGGUGCAUAUGGAGAUGGACAAUCACGAAUCAUGACCCAAGCCCUCCGUAAAAUACAUUAUUCGUUGUGCAAUUCUCAAACUCUUCUUGUUUUUAUUAAUCAGGUUAGAUCAGGUUCAAAAUCUGGUAAUGGUUUUGGACAUAUGGAUGAGGUCACUUGUGGUGGAAAUGCCUUGAACUUCUAUGCAGCUGUGCGGCUGAGAAUUAAAAGAACAGGAUUGCUCAAAAUUGGGAAUGAGGUUACUGGGCUUGGGAUUUGUGUGCAAGUGGUGAAAAAUAAAUUGGCACCAGCAAUGAAAAAAGCUGAACUGCAGAUAAGGUUUGGGAGAGGCCUUUGCUGUGAAUCCGAGGUGUUGGACUUGGCUUGUGAACAUGGAGUCAUAGUGAAAGAAGGAAGCAACUACCUAAUGGAAGGGAAAGUAUUGAGUAAUGAACAUGAAGCAGAGCAGUAUCUAGCUGAAAAUCACGGGAUUUUUGAUGAGAUAGUCGGCAUCUUAAGAAGGCAGCUCUUUGAAGGAGAUAGAAUCUAAGGCAAAUCCCAUUACUUGUGUUUUUUUCAGCACUGAUGGAUGGACGGCUGCAUUUCAUGGCAUGAUGCUGAUGAAGGAUGAAGAUCCAUAUUGCCGACAAAAGAUGAAGUAUAUGUCAAGUUUGUGGAUUUUCGUCUCCAGGUAGUAGUGUGGCUCAUCUGAUGUUCCCUUCAUCAUCGAACACCUUGCUAAGGGCCUCGUUGCAUGUCAGAGAUAUAUUUCUUCUCCUCAAGGUUUGUCAGUGAAAUUGAUUGUUCACUCAUUCAACUUGUAAAUGGAACCCGGAUUGAGUUAGACUAAAGACCAUUGUUAUGCAAAGAGUAAUGCCUCAUGGCAUAGAAGUCUUGCAGAUAGGGAUUUAAUUGCUUCAUGGCUCGGGAUCUCUGUCUGUCUCUCAUAUUACUUUAGCCAAAACUGCAUAAGAUGGAGUGUUUCAAGUGUUGUGUGUAAUCUGUGGUUUUGAAUGUAAAAGAAGCAACUAUUACCUAGUUAUUAACAUGGCAAUUACAUUGCUUUGCUAUAAUCAUAAAGGGAUACGAUUUCCUUCCUGUA